AUGCGUUCCUUUAUCGCUCUUCCGGUUCUCACCGGCCUCCUGGCCUUGGCUACCGCGGCCGAACUCCCUCUCACUCCUGUCGCCACGGCCCCCGCCCAAAAGCCAUCAGUCUUCGUGCUCACCAAGGUUCCCGCCGGCCCAACGGGCACCGGCACACCAACCAACCCAGACAAGUGCUCGCAGGUCGCCGCCCGCAUCACACCGCAACUCACACCCACACCAACCUACGCGCCGUCCCUCAAGGCCAUGGCCGACAAGAUGGGCGGCGUGGACCGCGACACGUGUGGGGAGAUGGACUUCAAGACCCGGUUCAAAACCUCCGGCUCGGACGAUCUGAACCGCUUCCAACAGACCCGCCACACGACGUUCAUCCUCCCGAUCUGGGCCAAGGUGUCUGAGCUCUACAACGCCUGUGGCGACCAGGCGGGCAAGAUGCCGCAGGUGGCGCAAGAGCCGUGCUACCGCUGGGCAUUCGACCUCACCAAGUCGUCUAACUCGUCCGGUGCCAAGGGCUUGCCGCCCUCGGGGCAACAGGGCGGCAAUAUCAAGACGGCCGCCGCAACCUGGAGGCGGGCGCCGCCCAGAGCAGCAUUUCGAACACUGCUGUUGUUGGGGCUAUGGGGGUCUUGA
Molecule: messenger RNA, 630 nt
Organism: Chaetomium globosum CBS 148.51
Lineage: Eukaryota; Fungi; Ascomycota; Sordariomycetes; Sordariales; Chaetomiaceae
Exons: 2
Coding region: 1-630 (209 amino acids)
Source: RefSeq, a predicted model, not a curated record